UGCGAUGCUGAGAGACGAUUGCGGUGUGUGAGAAUGAAAAUGUGUGUAUCUGCGCAUCCGCCGGUCCCAGCACUGAACGCCGCGAGGUGUGUGUGUCAAUCUGUGUGAACGUUGGGGACCUUAAGAGAAGAAACACAACAACAACAACGCUGCACAAAAAGAUGUACUUUUUUUUAAAUUAAUUUUUUUUUAUAAGGAGGAUCAAAAGCAAAGUGCUGUGAAAUUUCAGCUUUCCUUUUUGCAGAGAGAGUCCUGCCGAAUUUGGUGAAGUUUUCUCCAGCAGGGUACAUCUGUCGCAGUACAGUACCCCAGAACAAGGGUGUUUUGUUUUUAGGACAGAAGAGCUCUGUGUAUUGUCAGUUUGGGAUCAUUAGAGAAUGGUUACGUUCCGCUGCUGUGGUUCCAUUUUAACUUUUGCUAUUUCCUGCAAACCAUUUCAUUAAGGAACACUGAGUGCCUAGAUCAUGAAGUGGAACCUCUUCAAGAAGAAACCAGAAGCCAUGGUGGGUCCUGAGCCCACGGGUUUUGGGGGAACGCACCCACCCAGCACCAUGACGAUGGCCCCUGCUCUCUCCACUACAGCAGACAACUCCACAGAGUCUGGAGGCUCUUCCAUGGAUGACAUCUUUGAGAAGAUCAGGAACAAAUUCCUUAAUGAGAUUGAGACAAUCCCAUUGCCUCCCUGGGCACUGAUUGCGAUCGCCGUAGUGGCAGCUCUUCUCAUCGUAACCUGCUGCUUUUGCAUCAUCAAGAAAUGCUGCUGCAAGAAAAAGAAGAACAAGAAAGGAAAGAAGGGCAAGGAUGGCUUCAACAUGAAGAAUAUGCAGGGUGGAGAUAAAAACCAGGACGACGACGAUGAGGAUGGAGAAACAGGUUUAACCGAGGAAGAGAAAGAAGAAGAGGAAAAGGAGCAGGAGAAACUGGGCAAGCUGCAGUAUUCUUUGGAUUAUGACUUCCAGGAUAACAAGCUGACAGUGGGGAUCUUGCAGUGUGCUGACCUGAUUUCCAUGGACUCUGGAGGAACUUCAGACCCUUACGUUAAAGUCUUUCUCCUCCCUGACAAAAAGAAAAAGUUUGACACUAAGGUGCACAAAAAGACUCUGAAUCCUGUAUUCAACGAGACUUUUGUUUUCAAGGUCCCCUACCAGGAGCUGGGAGGAAAAACUCUGGUUAUGUCUGUUUUUGACUACGAUCGCUUCUCCAAGCAUGACAUCAUUGGUGAAGUCAAACUGCCCAUGAACACAGUGGACAUGGGACAGCCUAUUGAGGAAUGGAAAGACCUGGAAAGUGCUGAGAAGGAAGAGCCGGAGAAGCUUGGUGAUAUCUGCAUUUCACUGCGGUAUGUCCCCACUGCGGGUAAGCUGACUGUCUGCAUUCUGGAGGCCAAAAACCUGAAGAAAAUGGAUGUGGGUGGACUAUCUGAUCCAUAUGUGAAGAUCCAACUGCUACAGAAUGGCAAGCGUCUAAAGAAGAAGAAGACCACAGUGAAGAAGAAUACACUGAACCCAUACUACAAUGAGUCUUUCAGCUUUGAGAUCCCACUGGAGCAGAUGCAGAAAAUCCUCGUGGUAGUCACCGUCUUUGACUACGACAAGAUUGGUAAGAAUGAUGCCAUCGGAAAGCUCUUUAUUGGCAGCAAGGCUUCAGGCACAGAGCUGAAGCACUGGUCCGACAUGCUGGCCAACCCACGCCGUCCUAUCGCUCAGUGGCACACCCUGAAAGAAGAAGAGGACAUAGACGCCACGCUGGCUGGUCUCCAUGCCAAGAAGUAACUUCACCUCUCUACAAAUUCAACUAAUCAACUAACCUCCCUCCUCAACCCAUCCAACCCAGCCACCUCUGCAUGAAAGCCGACCAACCACUGCCCAUGCCUACUCCAAAUAAUGUUCAGAAUAAUGUACUUGAAAAAGUCAGCAUUGCUGAAUGUGAAAACUCCAUGUCUCCCCAAAACCCAGUUCAUCCUGUAGUGUACACUGAGUGGAAGCGUGGUUGAAGAAGACAUGUUUUGUCGUCCUAAAGCAGUUUUCAAAUUGUCAUCCCAUGCUCCUGCAACAGAGGGAUAUUUGCACAUGGAGUCAUAUAGCUUUCAUAACACAGACAUGCCAUCUUCAUCCUCUAUGGUCAGUUACCAUCGACAUAUCAAAUUGAUUCAAUGAAAUUAUAUCAUUGCGUGUAUAUAAGACACAAGAAAGUGCUAAAAAAACAAGACCAAAUCGGACUACCUGACAAAAUAUGUUUAACUAGUACAGAAAUAAUAUAUAUGAACAAGUCAAUUAUAUCAUCGUAUAUAUUUCUCACACCCUAUGUAUCAACAUUUAUAAGUUUCAGUAAAUGAUGGCUGUCCAACAUUGUCACAUUUAUUGACACAACUUGAAAGUUCAAAGGCUUUCAACUGAUUCUCUGUGCUGGGUUUUGAAGCAAAACAUGGUUAAUUCACAAUUUACACACUUUAGCUAUACAUUGGUACAAGUGAACAACAUAUUGUUCAUGAAUAGUAAGGUAAGUCUACGCUAAAUAUUUUACAGUGAAAUUGUUUACCAAAUGUAUGUUCAUUUUUAAGGCUGCUAGAUUUAGCUUUUAGAAAUCUAAAGGUUAAAUGUGCUUUUGAGAUGAAAGAAGAAUCAGGGCUACAGGUUUUGUUUUGUUUUGUUUUGUUUUGUUUGUUUGUUUGUUUGUUUUUGGAGCGAUUUACAGCUCCCUGUUAACACAGCGCCCUCCGUGUUGAAAAAUGGACAAUGGAGAAAAAUAAGACGAAAUUAGUCAUCAUACCUAUACCAUCACACUAUACCUAAACCUUUAAAUCUGAUCUCAAUGAUAAAGAUGUUUAUUUGCUAGAGGAUUUCUGGAAGGGUUUAAAACGAGAUUAUCCUGAUGGUAUUGCCUUAUUUAAUGUGGAAUAAAUUCAUUAAUCUUACCAUACCAUUUACACUAUACUUAAACUGACCAAGAAUGCUUUGUGAGAAUAAAUCAAUCGCCAUCGAUUAGUAUGGCUGUUAAUUCACCGAAGCUUCGAAUCCACUUUCCAUUCAUUUGGUUCGUGUAUAUGUAUAAUGCACAUUUUAAGCCUCUGGUUAGUUCACUGCCUUUGUUUGUUUGAAGGAACUUUACCUACAACCACAAACAAACCCAUUAAACGCCAUUCAAUCAGAAGACAUUUGACAUUUGAAAUGCCAAAGUAAUAAUGCAGGUUUAAUGGGAAGGGAUGCAGUUCACUGGAGAUGUGACAAACAUUGUCUCAUCUCUGUUGUUUUAUGUUAGAAGGUACAAAACGAGGCAAUAGACCACACUUAGUUCAGUCCACUGAUGGGCACUUCUUUCCCUCUGCUCUCCUCUAAUUGUGCUGUACAUAUGCAUUGAUAAACUUUGUUAAUACAGCAUGUGUCUAUACCUUGAUGUACAUAGAAGCAUGUUUUGAAGAUAGAGCAUAUAUUGUGUAUGUGUGGCAUUUGUCAUUUUGAUAAUAAAACGUAGAGGAAAAAUACAAUGACUGCACAUUUUAUUAAAUUCCCCAGAGUGGGUAUAGGAAUUACUGUAAAUCUUUAGCUGAAGAUUUCAAGCCUUUCAGGUUACUUUAUUUUCCUUUCGAUCUGAGGAGUGCUACUCUGAGCUGUGUGCAAAUUUUGUUUUAUUCAAAUGUGCCAUAUUACUGUGGUUGCGUUUGUGAUUCGCUUGUUUAUUUAUGAGCUUAUCGUGCUUUCUUUAUGCUCGAUUUAUGUCCAGUCGAUAUUUCUUUGUUAACUUUUUAUUUAUUUCGGUUUUUUUUUUUUUUUUCUUUUUUCUUUCUUUUUUGUAUUUGUUCUGUCUUGCUGAUAUGUUUUGUUAUGUUUGUGAAUACAAUAUUCAGAUUUUUGCUUUUCUGGUUAAAAAAAAAUCUGUGUGUAUUUACAGUAAGGAAAUCUAAGUCAGAAGCCAUAUGUGUGGUCCCUUUUCCACAAAACCUUAUAAUCGUAGGACAAGAACGUGUACCUCAGUGACAAAAAAAACAAACAAAAAACAACAGAUCACACACUCUUUGUACAUCCCUUUGAUUCAAAAGAUGUGAAAGGAAACUCGAGUUUUUAAGAAAAAAAAAAAGGAGCUGUCUGUUGAAAGGCAGUGUAAAGUUUUAUUUAUUUUAACGAACAGAUCAUAAAGAGGUAGGAUUAAGCCAGUUCAUGCACACAUGUUGUUAGUCAUAGAGUAUUUGUAUGUUAGUGGUAGCUAUCUCUACAUCGGUGUAAUCCAAAACAAACUGAUUUGGUGUUUCACAUUAAUCAGUACACAAAUGCUUGCAAAAGAUAUGAUUAGUAGAACAAGUACAGUUCUAGUGAUCCACAUGUAACAGUGGCAUGAUUUUAUUAUGCAAUGUGUGUCUUUGUUAGUGUAUGCCUGCGUGUGAGUGUGUGUGUACAAAGUAUUUACAUGAAUCAAGGUUUGAAGUCUUGCCAGAUGGCUAAAAGACAUUUAUGAGUGUCUUAAAAUUGAUGAGAAGAAAACCUAUCAUUAUAGAUUAUUUAAGCAAAAAUGUUGUCGUAAAAAGCCUGUUAUUUAAUGUAACGUGUGAUCCUUUGUUUUUUCCGAACAUCCACUGAUUUCUUUGAACAAGCCUACGCAUUACUUCAUGUAGGAGUUACACCAUUAUGUGUGGGCCUUUUUACAAGAUUAAAACGAGGACAGCUUCAUGUCUGUCGUGUGUGUGUGGGGGAGGGGGGGGAGGGGGGGAGCUGUGACUAGCCUACUGUGAAUAAGCAUUUUCUUUUAUUUCCAACUUGUGUGUAUAGAGUGAGUACAAAACCCCUGACAGGCUCUGUCUUUGGUAUCAUGCUUACAUCAUGAAAAGUCUAGCAAUGGAUCUUUUGUUUUGUUUUUUGUUUUGUUUUUUUCCAUUUUGAAUGUCUUGUUUUCUAAAGUUCCAUCAAAGGUGUGUUUUGUCUCUGGAACAUUUGCUUUAAAGUGAUGUGUGCUUUUUAAGUCAUGUCCAGCUGCCAUGGACUUCUGUGCUGCUGCUUAGGACGUUGCAAUAGGACCAAUGCAGAAAAAAAAGAAGAAUGUCUUCAUAUUUUUUGUGUGACCAUGAUUGAAAAGCUACAGGGGAUCAUUACACCCCUGCCAAGCAGACAACAAAAUCCCAGUCUUCCCUGGGACACUGGAUGCCAGAUGACUGGCCCCUUGCCCAUGCUGAGACAUUUAAUUUCACCACCUCUCCGGCCCAUAUUAAUGGCAAACAAUUUUGCCUAUGCCAUAAUGUCGACACACGCUUACUAACAUGAUCUAACACACUCGUUCUCUGUAUUCAUUUCAUGGUGAAACCAUGUAAAGACGUUUCCAAAGACCUGCUCGUCCUCGUCCAUUGUGUCUCGUGUAGAGGUACCUGUGUCAGUGAUUCCUUUUGUGGAUGCUUUGGCAUGCUUUUAUCUCUUACAGAGAAUCCCAUUUACCAUCAGAAGAUAAGCCUUUGCUACUCAUGUAGGUUAUUGUCAUUCUGUAAACCAAUAAUGUCAGUACUUGAAGAGAUACCAGCCACUAAAAAAAGGUCUACAUGCAGAUUCAUCCAUUGGUUCUCAACUAGCUAAUCAUAUGAAAUAAAGCCUUUUAAAUAUC
Molecule: messenger RNA, 5580 nt
Organism: Ictalurus punctatus (channel catfish)
Lineage: Eukaryota; Metazoa; Chordata; Actinopteri; Siluriformes; Ictaluridae
Gene: syt2b
Product: synaptotagmin-2
Exons: 10
Coding region: 465-1772 (435 amino acids)
Biological process (GO): regulation of dopamine secretion; synaptic vesicle endocytosis; cellular response to calcium ion
Cellular component (GO): synaptic vesicle membrane; axon; dense core granule
Molecular function (GO): clathrin binding; calcium ion binding; syntaxin binding
Source: RefSeq, a predicted model, not a curated record